Molecule: messenger RNA, 156 nt
Organism: Staurois parvus
Lineage: Eukaryota; Metazoa; Chordata; Amphibia; Anura; Ranidae
Source: the annotation of a GenBank genome assembly
AUGCCACGCUGUACUUUGUGUUCUGUGUGGAUUCCUCUGAAAAUGAACUGGGCAUUCUUGAUCUCAUUCAGGUUUUCGUGGAAACGUUGGAUAAAUGUUUUGAAAAUUGUAUGUGAACUGGACUUGAUCGUUAAUAUGGACAAGCUAUUUCCUUAG